Messenger RNA from Helicoverpa armigera (cotton bollworm), 861 nucleotides. RefSeq names its product protein transport protein SEC31. The coding region runs from base 1 to 861 and encodes 286 amino acids. Lineage: Eukaryota; Metazoa; Arthropoda; Insecta; Lepidoptera; Noctuidae. The record is from RefSeq and is a predicted model, not a curated record. The transcript has 2 exons.
AUGAAAGGAAUACAAUUGGUUGUGGUGCUAGGAGCUGUGGCCAUCUCUUAUGGCUUCCCAACAAACGACCAAGGGAAGAACCUGAUCACCGGUGUCUUCAUCCCAUCUGAUGCCUUCAAAAACCUGCAAGACAGAGCUAACGCCAACUCGCCGAACAAUGGCCAACAGGUCCAAGGAACGGUGCAAAACCAGCAACCGAACUAUCAGCCGGUGACCAACGGUGUCCAACAGCCAACUUACCAGCCAAUCAACACCAACGCUGUUCAACAGCCCAACUACCAGCCAGUCAACACAAAUCAGCCGCAGUACCAGCAGUAUCAGCCACAACCCGUAAUGACGAACCAGCCACCCACCCUAAACCAGCAACCCAUUCAAAAUCAGCAACCUAUCGUAAAUAACCCUCAAAUGAACAACCAACCGGUCCUGACGAACCAACCGAACAUGAACCAGCCAGGCUCUAACAUGCAGCCGAUGUCGAACCAGCCUAAUGUUAUAUACACACAACAGCCGUUAACAGCAAAUCGUGACCCGAAUCAGCAGAUUAUGGUGAUGACAAAUCAGCCGAAUGGGCAGUCUAACCAGCCUAUUGUGUUGGUACAACAGCCGUCCUCUAACCAGCCGAUGUAUGUUCAGCAGCCUAACCAGCCGCAGCAGGUUAUCAUAGCCACGAACCCCUCUAAUGGGAAUCAGAUUCAAGGAACUUUGGUCCAGUCGCCCAAUCAGAACCAGCCUGGCUCCACUGUGUACACGCUCAUACCACUAAAUGGACAGACUAAUAUCAACAGCAAUUCUGGUGGCUCAUACCUAAUUCCAGUUCAAUCUGGUAACUCCAACCCGAUUAUAUUGAGCACCGGUAAAUAA